Ixodes scapularis (black-legged tick) is the source of this 2035-nucleotide messenger RNA. RefSeq lists its product as uncharacterized. Lineage: Eukaryota; Metazoa; Arthropoda; Arachnida; Ixodida; Ixodidae. The transcript has a single exon. Gene Ontology annotation, molecular function: protein binding. The record is from RefSeq and is a predicted model, not a curated record. The coding region runs from base 75 to 1622 and encodes 515 amino acids.
GGUUGCAAACACUGUGCACGACUCGCUCGCUCAUGUGGUCUGCGUUCGCUGGUUGUCAAAUGUUGCGGUAAAUUAUGAACCAGCGUCGGUACUUCAGGGAUUUCAGAGUACCGCUAAUACCACCGAUACCACCUCCAAUCUACUAUUCUCGAAAUGUGCCACCUUUCUGGCCCGUAUACGUUUUCUGCGACCCAUACGGCCCAGACUAUUACGGGGAAUACGGCAGGCCGUCGAGAUACCCAGCCUUCUCAGCUCAGUCGCGUGCUCUGACAAGCUUCCUGCGUCGUGCACCCCGUGCUAGGAUGGAACCAAUGGAACGGCAGCGGCAAAGCAUUCUGGCGACGCCCGCAACGGAGGAUGUAGCCGAGCAAAAAAACGAAUCCGGGGACCACGAGGUUCGAAUUCGAGAGAUCACCGAAGAAAUAGAAAAAGUGACUGUUCAUCAGGGCCCAGCAACAUCUCCGCUGUCGGGAACAAACAAAAGUGUCGAUGUUCCACCGAAAGACGAACACCAGACGACCACGGUAGCGGCCGCACCUUCUCAGAGUGACGUUGCCGAGCAGACUGACCAAUGGAUGUACCAGGACAGCCAGGGAAGGGUCCACGGUCCCUUCUCAGGAAGUAGGAUGGCUGCCUGGUUCGUGGCGGGGAACCUCAUGGUCUCGUUGCCAAUCAAGCGGACCUGUGACGCCGAGUUUCAGACGCUUGGCCAAGUCAUGAAGGCUUGGGGCCGGGUCCCUUUCCAGAGCGACGGAUCACACCUUGGUGAUGGUCCCUUCCUGCCACCCAUGCUACCGGUGCCCUUGCUCCAACGAGAUUUAUGGUCCGCAAGCGGAACGUCGUGCAGCCCUACGCAACAACCUUCUUCAGCAAGAGAAGACGUUCAUGAAGUGGGCUCGAAGGACCAGCCACCGCAUACCUCAUUUGAACAUGAAAAUACUAAAUCACCGGACAUGAGGCCUGACCUUGAAGAUCGACGGGUGUCGUCAAUGUCCAACCCAACUUUGAUGGUGUCAGCUUUUCAGCCCAUUCAACCAGCAUCACUAAGUGUGUGCAACUUGUCAGCAAACAUUCACGAUGAUUCUCAAAAAGCGGCUGUGCUUGGUAGUAAUAGGGAGCCUCUCGAAGGAGCUUGUGGAGGCUACGCCAUGGUUCAACAACAACCAGAAGCGCGUCCACUUGCAUUGUCGUCCUGCGUCGACACUGCCAGCUCUAUGCGCCCACACAAUUCAAGGGGGACAACAGCUUGGGGCCAUCGAAAUCCCUCGAGUACUCGCACAUCCUGGAAUGAACCAGAGUUUCCUGCCACCUCCAGAGGUGCGUCUGUGAAUGCUUCAACGUCCAGAGACCUUUCACGGGGGGAAAUCCUGCCAGGGCCGUCACUUCCUUGGGAGCGGCGUUGCGCAGCUGACAGGGAAUUCACACGCUGGACCUUUGAAGCUUUAAAAACUCUGCCAUCUUACGUCCAUGCUCCAACAUUUUUGGAACUCCUCAGAGACGUUGACUCUGAGAAAGAGAUUGAGGAGUACAUUCUCAUGCAUCUCGGCGAAGGCGACGAUGCAAAAAAGUUUGCACGGGAGUUUAUUCUGCAGAGAAGGCUAUGGAAGAAUCUGACUGGCUGAAAGAGUUCAGCCAUAGUUUUGGAAAAUUUGUAGUAGCUCAGUGCAUAUUUAAGUCAUGUUGUGCUCAACCGUUUAUGCAGCAGAGGAAAAGUGAAAAGUUUUAGUGGCUGGAGGAGUUGCUAUGGUGUUUGAUGACUUGUAAAAGUUUACUGUUAAUGGGUGUGCCGGUUUGAUGCUCAGCCAUGCAAUGUCGUGUGUAAUUAUGCAUUACUUUCUCACAAAGUCAUAUGUAGUGAGUGAAUGCUGACAUGCCACUGGUCCGACAGAUUUUGUGCGUUUCUGGAUCAUUAUCUUCUUGUCUUGACGUGUCUGUGUUCAUUUUUGCAGCAAGGCUACUGCAUUUUUGUACCGGGUAAGCGUCCUCGAAUUUUUGAACUCCAAUAAAGCAAUGACAUCCUUAAUCAUCUGAUUGA